CUUUAAUCAUAUUAGGUUUUCGUUGUCUUCAUAGUUUUCCUAAAAGGCUACAUGCUUUUUAGUAAAUUCACCUAAAGAAAAUUGAAAUUUAAUUGUAAAUUAUAUAGUUUCAGGUUUGGAUCAAAAUUAAACAAAUUCUUUAAUCAGGUAGAAAGAUGGAUAAAUACUAGUAAAAGUUAAAAAUAACAAGGAUGGAAGAUUAUAGAAACUUUAAAAGAUAAAGAUAAUUAUUACAUUUGUUUUUAGAGUAAAGAUAAGAACCACAAAAGGGUGAUUAAUGACUUUGAUAUUAAAAGAGUGGAUAAAGAAAUAGGCAUAAUUUAAGUCAUUUGAACAUAUGUCAAAAGAAUUACAAGAAAAAUAAAAAACUUUUAAAGCAUUUAUAUAAAUCAAAAUUAAAUAUCAGACAGAGAGAAUGCUCAUACAAUGAUAUUAGAUUAAACUGAGAAAUGAGUUUAAUGGUGUGUUAUUAUUAAAGUUGGAAUACUAAUAGUAAUCAGUUUAUCUUAAAUCUAAAUUGUUUAGAAUUAUCUCAAAGACAAAGAUUAAAGUGAAUAAGUGUGAU
Molecule: messenger RNA, 565 nt
Organism: Paramecium sonneborni
Lineage: Eukaryota; Ciliophora; Oligohymenophorea; Peniculida; Parameciidae
Source: the annotation of a GenBank genome assembly